AUGCUCCAAUGCUCCCGAGUAGACGGCACGACGCCAUAUCACAGCCUGACCUUGGGCGUACUCACGGCACAGGCGCCCAUCGCCGAGCUCUGCGUGCUAGCGCUCCGCGACCCGCGCGCGGGGUGGAAGCCGGCCGAUGGCGACCCCGCCAAGAUUGGGGCGGCGGCGGCCAUGCUGGAGGAGUACCUCUCCAUCGUCAUCCGCGACGGUGCCUUGGUCGCGCUCCCGCAGCUCAUCGAGGGGUACGCGCCGCCGCUCAACGCGCUGCCGCUCUUCACGCUCCGCCUCGCCUCGCACGUCGACUGGCUCGAUCGAGUUGGCGCGGUCGAGGAGGCCGAGUCGGAGGCGGCCGCCACGCCGGCGGCGGGGGAGGCGGCGCGGACGCCCGCCUGGACAGUGCAGCACGUUCUGCUGCCGAGCAUCCGGCGGAGCUACGAGCCGCCGGCGGCGCAGUCGACCGACCACACCGUGGUCCAGGUGGCGUGUACGGAGCAGCUCUAUCGCAUCUUCGAGCGCUGCUGA
Messenger RNA from Emiliania huxleyi CCMP1516, 522 nucleotides. RefSeq lists its product as hypothetical. The transcript is spliced from 4 exons. The record is from RefSeq and is a predicted model, not a curated record. NCBI's taxonomy places the organism in Eukaryota, Haptophyta, Isochrysidales, Noelaerhabdaceae. The coding region runs from base 1 to 522 and encodes 173 amino acids.